This is a messenger RNA of Racocetra fulgida, 456 nucleotides long. The record is from the annotation of a GenBank genome assembly. NCBI's taxonomy places the organism in Eukaryota, Fungi, Glomeromycota, Glomeromycetes, Diversisporales, Gigasporaceae.
AUGUUUUCAGAGGUUCAAUCAAUUAACACGCCUGGCGGUAGUGUUGCAAAUGGUGCCACUAUUACAAUCACCUGGACAUACACAACACAACCGAAUCCACUUCCAGGAACUCUAAGUGUUAUCGACAACACGACUAAGAACACUGUUGUAAUUAGCAGUAAUAUAACUCUCUCUACUCAAUCUUUCCGAUGGACUGUCAAUGUUCCAGCUGGAACUUAUUACCUUGCUCUCAAUGACGGGUCUGGUGAUAAAUAUUCUGGAACUUUCACUGUCUUCCAAGCCGGUGCACCCCCUGCACCCGCUGCUUCUGGCACCGCAGCCGCUGCACCUCCAGCAGCAUCUGGUGCACCUGCUGCCACAGCCAGUGCUGCAAGUCUUACUGGAUCAAGCAUUUCUGGAUACAAACUUCUGUUUAGCCUUAUUGUAGUAGCAGCAGUAAUGGUUCAUUUUGCUUGA